AUGUCUAUUAUCGGAGAGCCCAUUGCCAUCAUUGGCACAAGUUGUCGCUUUCCUGGAAAUUCAGAUACGCCAUUAAAGCUUUGGGACCUCCUCCGCGAGCCCUGUGAUCUAUUAGAGCCGCUUCUAGAACGGUUUAACGGAGAGGGAUGGCAUCAUAGCAAUGGCAAGUAUCAUGGGCAUUGUAACGUCAAGCAGUCAUAUCAGCUAGCAGGGGAAGGGUCCAUCCGUCGAUUCGAUGCCCAGUUCUUUGGCGUAAACGCUGUCGAGGCUAACACUAUAGACCCCCAAAUGCGCCUCCUACUAGAAACUGUAUAUGAAGGCUUGGAAGCUGCCGGCCAGUCUAUUGAGAGGCUUCGGGGAUCGAAUACAGCAGUAUAUACAGGGAUGAUGACAAACAGCUAUAAAGCAGCUUUGGAUCGCGAUCUGGACAGCAUGGGAACCUAUCAAGUUAGUGGCACAAGCCGUUGUAUGCUAUCUAAUAGGCUAUCCUACUUCUUCGACUGGCAUGGUCCUUCGAUGACCAUUGACACUGCUUGUAGCUCCAGCCUUAUUGCUGUUCACCAAGCAGUCCAGCAACUUCGCAGCGGCCAAUCACCUGUGGCUAUUGUUGCUGGUUCGAAUCUCCUGCUUGACCCUUCGGAUUAUGUAUCUAUGAGCAAGCUGGAGAUGUUAUCCCCUGACAGCCGUUCCCGGAUGUGGGACAAGGACGCUAAUGGGUAUGCUCGGGGAGAAGGAGUGGCGGCCGUGGUCCUCAAAACGCUGAGUUCUGCUGAAGCUGAUGGAGACCACAUUGAGUGUAUCAUUCGAGAAACGGCUACUAACCAAGAUGGAAAGACUUCGGGGAUCACGAUGCCGAGCGCUAGAGCUCAAACACAACUCAUCCGCGAUUGCUAUGCUCGUGCUGGACUAGAUCCAGCCGACCCCUUGCAAAGACCCCAGUAUUUUGAGGCUCACGGUACCGGAACACCCGCAGGUGACCCUAUAGAGGCCGAAGCGAUCAAGACAGCUUUCUUUCCCAAUGAUGGCGUCGUACAGGGUAGCCCGGAUCCCCUUUUCGUCGGUGGUAUCAAAACUAUCAUUGGCCACUCCGAGAGUGUUGCCGGGCUGGCGGGACUGAUAAAAACUUCCUUAGCUUUGCAGUACUCCACAGUGCCCCCAAACUUACUGUUCUCUGUGAUAAACCCCAAGGUGGAACCUUUCUAUGGAAACUUACGAAUUCCUACCUCAGCUAUCCCUUGGCCGGAUGUUCAUGACGGAUCCCCUCGAAGGGCUAGUGUUAAUAGCUUUGGCUUCGGUGGCGCAAAUGCCCACGCAAUUCUCGAAAGCUAUAUGCCUAACAAGCCGUCAGUGUGCACUGAAAAUGCUUGUUUCAUCCCUUUUGUUUUCUCUGCUGCCUCGGAGGCUUCUCUUUCUCUGAAUAUGGUCUCUAUGCGCGAUUAUCUGCAAGCCAACGGAACCAACGUGAAUUUGCGAGACUUGGCUAUGACACUUCAUUCUCGACGGUCACGACUCCCUUUCGGAAGUUUUGUUGCUGCUAGCACCGUUCAAGAACUCAGUCAGGAAAUUGAUCAACUAUGCCAGGAAAAAGGUGAUAACACUAAACAACCUCACAGCAUACAACAUUCACCAAGGGUCCUUAGUAUAUUCACAGGUCAAGGGGCACAGUCGGUGCGUAUGGGAGCUGCCCUCAUCGAACAAUCCGAAUCAUGCCAACGGAUCAUUGACAACCUCGAAACCCGACUUGCUCAGCUUCCACGGGCAGAUCGCCCAUCCUGGUCACUCAAGCAAGAGCUACUGAGGGAUUCUAAUGAGAAAAUCAGCCAGGCUGCCUUAUCUCAACCAUUGUGCACAGCUUUGCAGAUAUUGCAGGUAGAUCUUCUGCGUGAGGCAGAGAUUGGCGCCGCUUACUCCGCAGGCAUGAUCUCGGCUGAAGAUGCCAUUUGCAUCGCUUACUAUCGAGGACUCCUUUCUGACCUAGCGAUAGGCCCUAAAGGACAACGAGGCGCGAUGCUAGCUAUCGGAACCUCAUUUGAGGACGCAAACGAAAUUUGCAGCGAAGAAGAGUUCCAAGGCAGGGUCUCCGUGGCGGCUGUUAACUCUUCGGCUAGCAUAAAGCUAAUUCUUGAAGACGAGGCAUACCAUUCCUCUCAUAUGGUUCCUUGCUCCAGCCUCUAUCUCCGUGCUCUUCGUGGUCUUGGCAUUCAGUCUCACAAACCAACAACACCCUGGUUUUCUAGCGUCAACGAAGGCAAGCUUAUGGUAGCUGAGGAGGCUACUGGCCUUACAGCUACGUAUUGGAACGAUAACAUGACGAGGCCAGUCAUAUCCCUGGGUCCAUUCGACCUGGUUGUUGAGAUUGGACCCCAUCCUGCCCUGAGAGGCCCGGCGCUUCAAAUUAUUCAAGAAUUAGGACAGAAUGCAGUGAAGUCUUUCGCCAACGCGCUAGGUUUUAUUUGGACUCACCUGGGUACCGUGGAUUUGCCAAGUUACGACAAGUACAUAACUGGCUGUAAUGGUUAUAAUCUCAAAGAGUACUGGCACGAGUCUAGAUAUAUGAAGGCAAUUCGCGCACGACCUGAACCAAGCACUGACCAAGAUAUGCGGUGGAGAAAUAUUCUUUGCCCCAAGGAGCUGCCCUGGUUAAAGGACCACGCGCUACAGCAGCAAGCAGUAUUCCCUGCUGCCGGGUACGUUGUUGCUGCGAUUGAGGCUGCCGCAGCAAUGGCAAGAGCAAGAGGCCUCUCAGUUUCUCUCAUUGAGAUUCUGCACCUUGAUAUUGGUAAUGCUUUGGCCUUUGAUUCCGAUGAUUCACGCAUCGAGACAAUCAACUCUUUGACAGAUAUUCGGCAGCAUGGCAAGAAAAUCGAGGCUCACUUCAAGUUCAACGCGGCACCAACUUUUCGGGGAACUGUGCCCGCUCUCCUUGCUCGGUGUCAUGUAAGAGUUACAUUAGGUCACAAAGACGAAGCUGUCCUUCCAGCUCGGGGCCCUCCUGAGUUUGGUUUAUCUAAAGUUGAUACGGAGGACUUUUACAGGUCGCUUUCGAGACUUGAGUACCAAUAUACAGGUCCAUUCCAUGCGCUGUCCCAACUCCAGAGGAAAUAUGGGUUUGCGACUGGAUACAUCACCAACGAGCAGUCACAGUUACUUAUUCACCCCGCCGUCCUAGAUGCUGCUUUCCAAUCAGUUCUCCUUGCGCACUGUGCACCCAACAGUGGUGGUAUCUGGUCUCUUCACGCCCCAAAGACAAUUCGAGCCAUUAGGGUGGAUACUCUUCUCUGCGCUGCUCACAUGGCAAAGAAUAUUCCCGUUGCAUUUGAUUGCGUGAAGCCAGCAGGAGUAUCGACUCUCGAGGGCGAUGUCGACUUGGUGGCCGACAUUGAUGGCUCCCAGCAUAUCAUGGUCCAGGUAGAGGCACUUAAUUGCGUGCCUUUCUCCCAACCAAGUGCAAAGGAAGACAAAGAGAUGUUCUCGAUGACAGUCUGGGACGUGGCGAAUCCCGAUGCGCAACGGAUUGCAUACGACGGCGAGCCAUCAAAAGAAGAAGUAGAGCUUGCUCUCUUGCUGGAGCGUAUGGCCGUCUUCUACCUGCGACGUCUAGACAGGGAAGUGCCGAAGGAGCAUCCAGCUAGGUCUGCAGGACCUUAUCAGCAUUAUUUCUCCUUUGCAACACAUAUUGUGUCCCGUGCUAAGGAAGGCAAGCUUUCUCACUGGUCCUCGCAGUGGGACCAUGACUCUCCAAAUAACCUGGCUACAGCAUAUGGGCCUUACAUAAACAAUGUCGAAGUCAAGUUGCUCAAAGCUAUCGGGGAUAACAUCAUUGACAUUGCCACGGGACGGACAUUAGCAAUCGAAUUAGGUAUGGAAGACGACAUGCUGUCACAAAUAUACCAGCAGGGCCUAGCUUUUGAAAAACAUGCCAAGUUCCUAGGCCGCCUAGUGAAGCAAAUUUCUCACAGGUAUCCGCGGAUGAAUAUCCUCGAGGUCGGCGCAGGUACGGGUACUGCGGCGAAGGAGAUCUUUCUCGAGAUUGGGCAGAAGUUCGCCUCAUACACAUACACCGACAUAUCUUCUGGCUUUUUCGAGUCUGCGCAGAGGAGGUUUGCCUCCCAACAAUACAAAAUGGUCUAUAAGGUACUAGAUAUCAGUAAAGACGCAAGGCAACAAGGAUAUAAAGAGCACUCAUAUGAUCUCAUAGUUGCCUUUGCAGUUCUUCACGCAACCCCUAAACUCCAGGAUACACUAAGAAAUAUUCGACAACUACUCAAGCCGGGUGGGUUCCUAGUUGUGCAUGAACUCCAACCUGAUAACAUUGCGAGAGGAGGUGCUCUUUUUGGAGCAUUUCCUGGCUGGUGGCUGGGUGCUGACGAAGGACAUUGGGACAAAUUGCUUCGUGCGACAGGGUUCUCAGUAACACCGGUGAGCGUGUUUGUUUCACAAGCUGUUGACAGUCGUGUUGGAUUUUUAAGAGAUCCUUUAUCCGCACCCAUACCACUUUUCAAGGACAAGAGCUCAGCGACGACGCAAGACCUCAUAUUACUAGGCGGAAGUAGCUCACUAGUAUCGAAGACCAUAAUUCAGCUCAAGUCCAAACUGGAUCAUCAAUGGGGACACAAUAUCAAGAUAGCUCAAUCCCUGGCCGACAUAACUUCUCUUGCUAUCACUUCUAACACGACCAUCUUGAGCCUUAAUACUAGCGACUGGGAAGCAUUGAAACUAUUGCUACAAGAAGCAGGUACAAUUCUGUGGGUAUCAUCGGGUCGUCGGGCAGAAAAUCCAUUUGCGAAUAUUAUGAUCCCAACGCUCGAUAUCCAGUCCUUCGACAUUGAGGGUAGCCAAUCAUUGGACGCGCCAACAACGAUGUGGCAGAGACAAGAAAGUCAAGGUAGCCUUCUUGUGACAAUCGAGCCAGAGCUGAUCCUUGAGCAAAAUGGGACACUCGUUAUCCCUCGAGUAGUCCCUAGCCAUGAGAUGAACAACAGAUACAACUCCUCACGGCGUUCCAUAUUCACUCCUAUGAGCUCUUAUGAGAAAAAUAAGAAUAUCGGAAUUAUGAAUUCUGACUGGCAGAAUAUCUGCUUGCACGAAGUCCCGGAGCCGGAGGGUGGGGAUGGGUCCAUCGCCCAGGUUACUCACUCAUUGUGCUCAGCUAUCCGCGCUUCUAAAUUCGGGUUCAUGCAUGUCAUCUUAGGGUACAACUGUUCCUCGGGUGACCAGGUAGUGGCUCUAACCAGUCAACAUACUCUAAAGGUUCCUCUCGGACUUUCAAUUCCAGUCGAGGUCACGGCUGGCAAAGAAGCUACUUUCCUGACCUUUCUUGCGUAUCACUUACUCGCAAGUCAGUUUUUCGAGGGCCUGCCUAAAGGAGCGGCCGCGAUUAUUCAUGAGCCAAGUGAAACAUUUGCAGCUGUCCUAGCAGAUGAGGCAGAGCACCACAGCAUACAUAUCACAUUCACAACAACAGUGACCGCGCCCAAAUCUGGUUGGCUCACAAUCCAUCCAAUGAUUCCAGAACGCGCUAUGCGUGCAUUGAUCCCCACAAAUACGAUCGCAUUGCUUGAUAUGAGCUCAGAAAGUGAUACAGCAUCAAUUGGAUCUCGCCUACGGGCUCAGCUCCCAAGUCACUGCCGUUAUUACAGCUUUGAUACAGCUUUCAUGGCUUCUUCAACCUGGCAGCCCCAAGGAAGUCAGGUACCAGGCAUUCACUCUCGGCUAAAGGGGUGUGUAUCACGUACUUUAUCACGACUUGCUAGCCUUCCUGUCCCAACUUCCAUAGUGACCUUGGAUAAAUUGACUGUGCUUAACCGUCAACAUCCAGAUGUUGUCAUCGACUGGUCAAAUCCUGCAUCGGAUCUCACCAUCCUAGUGCAUCCUGCAGAUUCGCAGGUUCAGUUCUCUAACUGCAGAACAUAUUGGCUGGCUGGUCUCAGUGGAAGCCUCGGUCUCCUGCUUUGCGAGUGGAUGAUUCGCCAUGGAGCAAAAUAUGUUGUCAUAUCUAGCCGCAACCCAAACAUUGAUGAGGCUUGGCUUGAAAAGAUGCAUGCUUCCGGGGCCACUGUGAAGGUUUUCUGCUGUGAUGUCACCGAUAAAUUUGCGGUAUCGAAACUGUACAGGAACUUACAGUCAACACUUCCCCCCGUUGCUGGAGUCUGCCAAGGUGCAAUGGUCCUCGAGGAUAUCUUGAUUCGUGACAUGUCUCUAGACGCCUUGCUGAAGGUUACGAGACCGAAAGUAGAGGGUAGUCUACACCUGGACCAACUUUUCCAGUCUCAAGAUUCAGACCUUGACUUCUUCAUAUUCUUUUCCUCUGUUGGGUCCGUGGCGGGACGAGCGGGUCAAAGCAAUUAUGCAGCUGCCAAUCUAUUUAUGACGGCAGUUGCAGAACAGCGCCGGCGACGUGGCCAAGCUGCUUCUGUGAUGCAUAUUGGCCCCAUAUUUGGUGCUGGUUAUAUAACCCAACAAGGACUCGACUCAAGUUCCAUGUUUGCGCCGACCUUGAAGACGAUGUUUCCUAUCUCAGAACAAGACUUUUGCCAGCACUUCGCCGAAGCCUUUAUCGCAGGACGUUCCAAAUAUCAAACAGGAGCUUUGGAAGUGACAACUGGCUUGGCCAAGUUCAAAUCGGUACACGAGGCGGGACCGUUCCUGAGCCACUUCACGCAAGAUCGGACUGAGAUAGCCACGGAUUUAUCGACUAGCAAAUCAAAAAUGUCCCUUAUGUCGCAACUCGCCAUUGCAAAGGGGCGAAUAGAAGUGACACGCAUCGUUUGGGAAGCACUCAUUAUCAAGCUAAGCGUUUUAUUCCAGAUUGAACUUUCCAAACUUGAGCAGUCAGACCCGAAACAACUGCGCCUCGACGAAAUGGGCAUCGACUCCCUGAUGGCAGUGGAGAUCCGUGGCUGGUUCUUCAAAACCUUCCAGGCCAAUAUACCAGUGCUGAAGAUAUUGAGCGGAGGUGUAGUAGCCGAUCUCAUCGAUACAGCAGCAGAGACGAUACCUCGUCAGCUCGUUCCGGGGAUUGGUGAUGAAGGUCCAGGUCCUCAGAAUGAGCAAGGUCAGUCCCUACCGACAGAAGUCAAGCAAUCAUUGCAGCAUUUGCAUGAAGCUGACGACUGGCCUUCCCAACCCAACAUAUCAACACAACAUAAGCCGGCGGACAAGCUGGUUCUAGAAAAGGGGUUGCUUUCAUCCAAGGAUGGAAAAGAACUGAUCCCACGCUCAGAUUUCACAGAACAAGCCACGUCUACUGUAGCUGAGCAUCAGCAACAGCUGGAACUUGCGGGUGAAGAUCCUGUCGAACUUUCCAAGUACGAUGAAGAUGACGACAGUAACAACACUCAUUCCCACAUUCAAUCCCCAAACACGACUCCUAGUGAUGAUGUCGUAGAGACCGGCGAACUGCUCAGGAGAACAGGCACCCAUAUUACAACGUCUCAGUGCCCAGAACACGAAAAGGUGCAGGUUGAUGGGCCGUCAAUAUCACUCGAUGAGAGAUACUUCAAGUUAUCUUUCAGCCAAAGUCUGUUCUGGUUUUCUGCUGCUUUUUCGGACGACCCAACAAAUCUCAACCUUACCGGAACGUUUCGUUUGACUGCUGAGAUCAACAUUGAGAAUCUGAAGUGCGCCUUUAUAGCACUAGGGAAACAGCACGAAUCUCUUAGGACCCGCUUCAUCGUUAAGGAUGGCCAACCAAUGCAAGGAAUCAUGAAUUCUACUGCACUUAGCCUCGAGCACUAUUCUAUCCAACGCGAAAGCGAACUUGAUAAGUACACAAGCAUGAUACAUAAUCAUGUCUAUGACCUCGAAAGGGGCAAGACAAUGCGUCUUGCGGUGAUAUCUAUGUCCUCAAAUCAACACUUUUUCAUCAUUGGUAUGCACCAUCUUGCCAUGGAUGGUCAGUCAUUUUUCCCAUUGAUACAGGACAUGCUGCAACACUACACACAUAGCUAUCAAGGCAUGAUAGCAAGGCAAUACACGGAAUUUAGUGAGAAGCAACAUGCAGAACACGCGUCUGGAGGAUUCAAAAAUGAACUCGCUUUCUGGAAGACCGAGUUGGCAGAGAUGCCCCCACCUCUUCCAAUGUUACGGAUGUCAACCUUUACAUCCCGGCCAUUGCUACAGGCUUACGGUAACAAACAUGUGGAUGUGAGAAUUGGUCCAGACACCAAAGGAUUAAUACAGGCUCUUUGUCGCAGGUGCAGAGCAACCCCCUUUCACUUCCAUCUCGCGAUUUUCAGGGUGCUUCUCCAUAGAUAUACUGGAUCUGGGAACUUCUCAAUCGGUAUCGGAGAUGCAAACAGAACUGAAGAAGAUCUCAUGGGAACUAUUGGCGAUUUUGUCAAUUUAUUGCCACUGGUAUUCCGCACUGAGUCGUCUCUUCAAUUCGAUAUAAUGUUACAAGAGACUCGCUCCAAGGCACUUGCAGCACUAGCCAAUUCCCGAGUGCCAUUCCAACUUCUCCUGAACGAACUGGGAGUUGAGCGAUCAGCAGUAACUACGCCUAUUUUCCAGACCUUCAUGGACUAUCGCUUGACCGGCGGUGAAAAAAUGAGCUGGGGAGACUUCCAAUUUGAGUUGCUUUCAUUUCAACGAUCCAAGAUGGCAUAUGAUGUAGCAGUUGAUAUUCUUGACAAUGCCGACGGUGAUUGUCUUCUCACAUUUAUAGUUCGCGACGAUAUAUACACUCAGGAAGACGUGGAACAACUGGCCGGAAGUUACGUCUUCCUCGCCGAAGCAUUUGCCUCAAAGCCAAGUACUACCCUGGGCGAUACAGACAUGUUUGAUGAUGCCAAGAUCAACGAGGCGCUAAACUUAGGCAGAGGUUCUAUAUACCAGUCACGGCAGUGGGGAAGCACCGUAAUCCAUCGAAUCGACGAAAUUGCCAAAAGGCACCCGAAACGAACAACAGUAGUCUCCGGUGACGGAAAUGUUACAUCGUAUGACGAUGUCGUCCAUAGAAACGUCGACGCAAUAGUUGCAGACCUUGAAGCCAUCGGGAUCACGACUGGGUCACGGGUAGCAGUUCUACAAGAAGCAACGCCUAAUUGGGUAUCGUCAAUACUUGCCGUGAUGAGGAUUGGCGCUACAUACUUGCCACUCGACUUGGGAACGCCAUGGGCUCGACUAGCCGCCAUAGUCGCAGACUGCCGGCCUGAGGCAGUCCUUGUGGAUGAGCAUACCAGAGAGAAUGCGCACAAACUGGGAUUCAAUGACAUGAAAGCCAUCGAAGUUGGUAGAACUUCGCAUAGACGUGAGGGGUAUCGAACACCAAUUUAUGCCACGCCGGAGAACGAUUCCAUGAUUCUUUAUACCAGCGGUUCUUCGGGAACGCCCAAGGGCAUUGUUCUCACGCACCAGGGAAUACAGUCAUGGCUCGAACCCUGCAAGUUUCUCUCUCAGGGGUUUGACAUGUCCCUCAUGCAGAUUUGCACCGCUCUAUGCUUCGGCGGAAGCGUUUGUCUCCUCCCGCGGAAGCUUCGUGGUGACGCCCGCGCGAUCAGUGCGAUUAUCACGCGACACAAAUACCUAAGCUGGCUCAAGUAUGGCAACUCAGAAGCACUGAGGAAGUCGUCAUGGAAAACAGCCUUAGUUGGGGGUGAGCCGCUUGCUGCCUCCGAUGACCUUCGUUUCAACCAUAUGUACGGGACUACCGAAUCGACCUUCUGCGCCGCCAAUUCCUUUCAAUUUCAACCCAACUAUCCUGCUGGCAUAGCACUACCCAACUACAACGUGUAUAUCCUCGACGAACAUAGGAGACCUUUGCCUCCAGGUAUGCAAGGAGAAAUAUAUAUCGGAGGUGCUGGUGUUGCCCGGGAGUACUUGAAUAAUCCGUCAUUGACCCGGCAGACAUUCGUUCAUGAUCCUUUUGCCACGGCCUGUGACCGCGACAGGGGCCGAUGGUCUCGAGUCGAUCACGGUGCUAUUCUUAUCGAAGGCCGCAUCUCCGGUGACACUAUGGUCAAGCUACGUGGCCUUCGUGUGGACUUAAGAGAGGUUGAGGUCGCGAUACUGCGUGCUGGUGCUGGCUUGCUGAGUGAAGCUAUCGUCUCGAUCCGCCGAAGCUCAUCUGAAUCCCCCGAGUUUUUGGUCGCUCACGUCGUCUUCGAACAGAAAUUUUCACCGUGGAAAGGAUUAGAGCUUCCACUGUACAUGCGACCUGCGUUUAUCGUCGCAUUGGACGCGUUACCAACGACGGCUUCCGGGAAGCUUGAUCGCCAAGCUGUUAACUUGUUACCCAUCUCCAAAGUUAAUACAGACGUCAGUGAUGUCAUUUGGACUCGGACAGAGGAAAGGUUGAAAGCGAUUUGGGACGAUAUUCUCUCCCAUGAUUCUACAAAUGCGCUGGAAAUCACACCAGAGACAGAUUUCUUUCACAUUGGCGGCACCUCGCUGAGUCUUCUAGGUCUACGUGACAAGAUCAGAACACAGUUCGAGAUUGAGCUUCCGCUGGUGGAUCUCUUUGAGGCAAGUGUGCUGUCCAACAUGGCACAUCGAAUUGAAGGUCACAUCAAUACGCUAGAUGCCAUUGACUGGAAUGAGGAGACAAAUCAAAGAGAUCCAUUGCCUCGGAGUGCGCAACGUUUCCUCCCGAACCGACUUGAAAAGUCUCGACAAGGUCACUCUUUACGAGGGAGACCUAAGCCAUCCUAA
Molecule: messenger RNA, 10650 nt
Organism: Annulohypoxylon truncatum
Lineage: Eukaryota; Fungi; Ascomycota; Sordariomycetes; Xylariales; Hypoxylaceae
Exons: 31
Coding region: 1-10650 (3549 amino acids)
Biological process (GO): fatty acid biosynthetic process; secondary metabolite biosynthetic process
Molecular function (GO): phosphopantetheine binding; 3-oxoacyl-[acyl-carrier-protein] synthase activity; fatty acid synthase activity
Source: RefSeq, a predicted model, not a curated record